GAGGCUAAAUAACUUCUCAUCCUGAUACUGUCCAGGGAAAAUGAAGUGAAACGGUUGUCAGCGCUCCAGGCUAUAAACUCUUGUAGUGGAAGCAGCCUAUGGAGUUGUGGAUAUUGUAUCCCUAAUAUGCAGUUGACUUGCCAGCAUCCCCACCCUGUGAAGGGGGGACAAAGCUGUCCCUGAUGUCUCAGCAAGGCAGUUGAGAGAGCAAAAGUCCUGGACAAGAGGAGACAUGGGGGAAUGGGGCUUUUUGAGCUCGCUAUUAGAUGCUGUCCAGGAGCACUCUCCCAUGGUGGGACGGUUCUGGCUGGUUGUGAUGCUCAUCUUUCGCAUUCUCAUCCUGGCCACCGUGGGUAGUGACAUGUUUGAAGAUGAACAGGAGGAAUUUGUAUGUAACACUAUGCAACCAGGCUGUCGUCAAGUUUGCUAUGACCAGGCCUUUCCUAUAUCCCACUACCGCUUUUGGGUCUUCCAUAUUGUGCUGCUCUCUGCCCCAGCAGUGCUGUUUGUAAUUUAUUCCAUGCACCAGAAUGCCAAGAUGGGAAGAGAUGCAGAUGAAGAGGAAGCAGCACGACCUGGGCAGCCAAGCAGCAUCAGAACCAAGUUAAGGGCUGACCAGCGUGGACGUCACAUACGCACAUUCUACAUUGUCAAUGUGGUGAUGAGGAUAAUGGCGGAGGUCGGGUUUCUAGUGGGACAGUGGUUACUCUAUGGGUUCAAAGUAGCUCCAGACUACAUCUGUGAACGCAAACCCUGCCCACACAAAGUGGACUGCUUUGUGUCCAGGCCAACAGAAAAGACAAUUUUUCUGCAGUUUUACUUUGUAGUUGGGAUCAUCUCUGCCAUUCUUAGCGUUUCUGAACUGCUACACAUUUUGGUAAAAGGAAAGUGCCGGUCUAGGGAAGGACUGGGGUCUAGUCCACCUCCAGCCUACGAGAGGGAUAAUUGGUCCAACAGAGAACAUGAAAGGACCAAUAACUUUCUUCUCCGAAGACAAAGUACUGAUGAUCGAAGAGCUAGUGGGGCUGGUGGUCAUCGGCUUUCUAUUGCAUAUCCCCCGGGCACAGCGUAUAAACUGAAAGUAGGCCCUAGCUCGGCUAUCAGCAGCAAAUCAUCCAGACUGAUCAAAGGUGACUUAACCGUAUAAAGGGAUGCUGGACUGAACUAUGUAGAGUGGGAUUUGCAUUGACUGACAUGCUUGUUUUACAAAGACAGAUGCUAUGCCAGAUGACAGAAGGGCAUCCAUUCUCUUGGGUAUUUUCUGCAAUCAGUGGUCUUAGAACUCCACUCUAAAAAAAGUGCUGCAAAAUGUGGUCUAACCACUUCAGCCUUCAAAGAAGGGGCUGUCUCUAUAGACAAUAAAAUAGACAAUAUAUAGACAAUAAAAAUGUCAUGUGAAGUGGAGAGAGCUACCACAUGCCUUUCCCUCAAAUGGUUGUUCUAGUUAUUAGAGUAUUUAUUUCCAUAGAAGUCAGUUUCCACAACCACCAUACAGCAUAUUCCGGUAGUACAGUUAUGUUCUGUAUCAAACAUAUUGCGGGAUGCUAUUUUUAUGUACAAACUUAUAACUAGAUUCAAUGUCCAAGAUCAGAUCAUGCCAAGUAAGGAGGUCACAGGAGUGAUAAUUGUCUCACAGAUAGAGGAAAUAAUGCUUAUGGAAAAUUGGAGGAAAAUUGAGUGGCUUGCUAAAUUUUGCACACUUAGCUAGGCGAGACUUGUCAACAAAACAUAAGGUCAUUGAACAUUGCUAGAACAGGAUGCGUGUAGAGUCUGUUUUAUAAUAAAUAAAGCUCCUAUUAUUAAA
Molecule: messenger RNA, 1804 nt
Organism: Rana temporaria (common frog)
Lineage: Eukaryota; Metazoa; Chordata; Amphibia; Anura; Ranidae
Gene: GJD3
Product: gap junction protein delta 3
Exons: 3
Coding region: 233-1147 (304 amino acids)
Biological process (GO): cell communication
Cellular component (GO): connexin complex
Source: RefSeq, a predicted model, not a curated record